Ixodes scapularis (black-legged tick) is the source of this 1176-nucleotide messenger RNA. RefSeq names its product carboxypeptidase N subunit 2. The record is from RefSeq and is a predicted model, not a curated record. Gene Ontology annotation, cellular component: membrane. The transcript has 3 exons. NCBI's taxonomy places the organism in Eukaryota, Metazoa, Arthropoda, Arachnida, Ixodida, Ixodidae. Gene Ontology annotation, molecular function: protein binding. The coding region runs from base 2 to 994 and encodes 330 amino acids.
UAUGAAUCGCCGGCGAAGCGGUCGCGUCUUUCCGGCUUCAGCUGCCAGCGCAAAGAUGUUCUCGGCACUUUUUUUCAAGUUGUCCUUCCUGCUCCUCAUCGCAAGCAUUGUCCUUUCUUCGCCAGUGUGCUACGACCAGGAAUCGUCUCACAAGUACAGGUGCCUGAACUUCACCAGCCCCGACGACUUUUCCGAGCACGUGAAACGGCCCAUACUGCACCAGGAUUUGACCUUCAUCGUCAGGAACAGCCGUCUGAGCCAUCUUCCCGCUCGAGCCUUCGCCGGCGCAAACGUCUCCGUCUUGGAAUUCGACAACGUUCACCUGGAAUCGUUCGCGCUGCAAGAUGAAAACCCUUUCGCUGGGCUCGAAACGACCCUUCGCAAGGUCAUUUUCAGUGAGGGCAGCACAGUCCCGGAAAAUUGGGGCCUCUUCGCGAAUAUGUUGAGGUUAGUGACGGUGAGGUUGUCCGAAAUCUCGAACCUGAAUCUGACGAGUGGCUUCAACCAACUUCCGAAGAGUGUCAGAGUGAUCACCGUCGCCUUCUCGACCAUUGGCUACGUGGACGAGCACUGGGUGUCUGAGCUGGAGAACCUCGAGGCAGUCGGCAUUCGGCACUGCAACCUGCUGACGUUUUCGAGGUCCAUGCUGCCCAAGCCGGCGCUCAAUCUGUGGAGGCUUGACUUGUACAAAAACAACCUGACAUCGCUGCCCAGAGAUUUUACCGCUGAAAUGCCCGCUCUCACGUCUCUGACCUUCGAGAACAACAAGAUCACCACUUUCGAUGAAGAGUGCCUUGCUCCACUGGCCAAGAAUCAGUCCAACCGUGUGCGCUUUGGUGGAAACCCUCUUCACUGCGACUGCAAUCUGCGCUUUGUGCUGAGCUAUCCGACAAGCUGGCUGAACGCCUAUUGCGUGACACCGCUUGCGCUGAAACAUCGUCCUCUCAAGAACGUCACUGAAGCACAACUCUGCCCGCCUGACGUGCAGUCGUAAUAGAGCAGGCAGCGCUCCGGUGAAUUCGUCGCUUAUUACGGAGGUUUCGUCAGUAGAAUUCGCUUUUACUGUGUUGCAAUAAGCGUUUCGAUGGGCCGUGUUUGUAUGCAUGCGGCCGUAGAGCAGCGAUUCUGCAGGGGCCUAGUAACAUUCUAUAAAUAAAAAAAAAUCCGGAACAACGA